Messenger RNA from Zingiber officinale, 1437 nucleotides. Its product is annotated as transcription factor bHLH121-like. The record is from RefSeq and is a predicted model, not a curated record. The coding region runs from base 207 to 1097 and encodes 296 amino acids. The transcript has 5 exons. NCBI's taxonomy places the organism in Eukaryota, Viridiplantae, Streptophyta, Magnoliopsida, Zingiberales, Zingiberaceae. Gene Ontology annotation, molecular function: DNA-binding transcription factor activity; protein dimerization activity. Gene Ontology annotation, biological process: intracellular iron ion homeostasis.
AUAUCCUCCCCUCUUUAAUAAACGGCAAGUUUCGCAAAGCAUCCUUCGUCAAACGAAUUGGGCAGUCCGAGUUGCUUCCCCCUCCAGUCGCUCCACCAAGCAAUUGAAGCGCUGGGAGCCCCUUUUUGAGCUCUUUCUCUUGCUGCCACAGCUCUGCCGUUAAACUUUUUGCUGGGAAUUCGCUAAACUUUUUCUAGGGUUUAGCGAUGGAUCCGUUCGACAACAGAUUUGAGAAAGAUUUGGUUGCUGCAAGGAAGGUCCAGAAAGCUGGUCGAGAAAAAUUGAGGAGAGAGAAACUAAAUGAACAGUUCUUAGAGUUGGGAAAUGCGUUAGACCCAGAACAACACAAGAAUGACAAGGUCACCAUUCUACGCGACACAAUUCAGAUGCUGAAGGACUUGACUGCUAAAAUUAACACACUGAAAGCUGAAUACAACUCUCUUUCAGAAGAAUCUCAUGAGCUGACACAAGAAAAAAAUGAGCUCAGAGAAGAGAAAGCAAACCUGAAAUCAGCAGUUGAUCAUUUAAGUGUCCAAUGUCAGCAACGGCUUGCAGUUGUACAUCCUUGGGCAAUAUGCGACUCUUCACUUAUCCUCCAUCCUCCUUACCCAGUUCCAAUUCCCUCAGCUCCAAUUCUAAUCCACUCAGUACGUCCUUACCCUCUCUUCCAUAAUCCAAGUCAAGGAACUAUUCAUUAUCGAUGUUCUACUGGCAUGGUAUACUCUUCUUGCAAUUCUCAAGCUAAGCGAUCAUCAAUUGAAAGCCAAAAUUCAUGUAAAGAAGCAGCCAAAUGGCAGACAUCAAGCCAUCAGUAUCCUGGGAACAAGCCAUGUCAUGAUGAUCAUCAGGACUCUGGAAAAAGAAAUAGUGCCCUUUCUGAUGUUGCAACAGAGUUGGAGCUCAAGAGUCUUGGUUCUUCAGUUUCUAUUCGGUCAAAAUCAGCACAUAACUUGGAUGUGGUGCCUUCUGGAACGAGGAAGAGGCCACAACUCAAAGAUAUCCCUAGCAGUAGCAGCUCAAGUAGGUGUUCCUCUUGCAGUGUGGCAGUUGACAACUCCAGUGUUGUGGGAGAUGGCCCCGUCUCUGAGAAUAAGUGACUUUCUAACUGUAAGAAAUAAUAGAGAAGAAGGAACAAAAUGCAGACCUUCAAUUGCUUGUAAAAAACAGAUCUUCCGUUGAGAAAAAAAUCACCGGAAUAGGAAAUCUUCUAUUGAUCACCACCUCUUCGUAGAGAAAGUAAGGAGAGUUAAUUAUCAUUUCACGUAUUGUUCCAUUUGAUAUAAUGUCUAAUGUAUGUAUAUUCUAGCUCCUGGGGUUAUGGUGCAGCGGCAGGAUAUUUAGGUUGUUAUCUAGGCAUCCGUGAUUCAAACCUUAGUUAUGAUAAAUUUGUAAGAAUUUUUCAUCUAAAUGGGACAUGCAAUUAAAGGAUGUUGAGUC